GCCUGGGAUGUUCCAUCAGUUGCUUGUUAAUUAUGUUUGUUUCGUGUUGCUGCCAAUGUGUUGGUGCAAGUCGAGAGAGGAUGGUUUAAGAGCUGACCUGUUGUGGUGAUGCAGACCGGAGAGGCAACCGGGGUGACAAAUGCACAGCAAUCUGGAGGCGCAGUGAAGAGGAAACUGACCCAGGGUGAGCAGCCGUUGGCCAAAAAAACCAGAUUUGAAGAUCACUCACCAGAGAGUGAAACCACCAGUAUAUUUGGAGGACUGUGGUCAACGAAACCCAAGGGCCCUAGACGCAAAGGUACCAAAAAGCCACAGUAUGGCUGCAGCCUCUGCCAGAUCCGCACGAACAAAGCGUUCUUCAUCAAGGGCCACUUGGAGAGUGUGUACCACCAACAGUCGCUCUCUUUCCUUGAAGAGGAGUUUGACAAGGAUGUCUCCAAGUUCCUGCAUAAGCUAAUCUGGAGGAAAGCCGACUUUGUUAUGAGGCGGGGAAACGAAUCUAAGUGCGUCCUUGGCAACAGUGACGACAUCUUCACGCGGACUACAAAGCGAGCAGAAAGAGAAGCAAUCGUCCUGGAUGAAGCACUGGAGAUGAGAACAGCAGUGCAGUGUCAUGCCUGCAAUAUGUUUGUGCCGUACACAUUUUCAAUGGUGGCUCAGCACCUUGAAUCUCCGGAGCACCAGCAGAAUAAAUUGGUGUACGUGACUGAAAGGAAGACUGUGGUGGUUGCUGUUGCCAAGAGCAUUCUGGGAAACGAUAACAACUCCGUCCUCCUCAAGCACUUCAAAGAGGGCAAAGAACCCUUUAACAACCCCGAAUAUGAACACCUCUUCAUUUUCUCCGGCCAUGGCAAGAAGCAGAAUCCAGUGGCAGUGGUCAGCGAAGAAACCAGCAAAGAAACAGCCGCUAAAGAUGAUGCAGAAGUCGGGGAGGCAGCAGCGGAGCUGGCUACGCCGCAGAGCUCUGAGCAGACACCCGCUGAUGAGGCAGAGAUGCAAGGCAUUGCACAGGAAGAUGCCGACGAUGAUCUUCUGAAAGAAGACGAGCUCGCAGAGGCUGCGGCUGGGGAGCCCGAGUUGUCGGAGGGUGCCACUGCUGACGGUGUUUCAGGUGAAGAUGUGGCCAAUCCCCCUUUUGACCAUUUGGAAACAGAAACGCAGGAGGCCGAUCUCGGAGAAGAUGGAGUUGUUGUUGACGACGGCGAAGAUGCAGUGAGCUACGGAGACUGCGCCGCCACCGCACCGGCAGCAGAAGAAGAAUCGUUUCUUGGCUCUGUUGGUCAGGGCGAUGCUCAGGAAGGUCAAUACGUAGAUGGUGAGGAGUCGGCGGCGUCUGCUGUCAAGGCAACGCCUGUCCUGGAAGAGGCGGUGUCGCUGCCCGCAGAAACCCUUCCAUUUUUUGAGGAUACCAUGCCGUCCGAUUGGAGCCAGAGCAACGCGAGCGUGGAGAUGCCCAUAGUCAUGGGAGGAGGAACGGCCGCCGUUGUCCGCAAAAGUCCGUACGGGACGCGGAAGGCUGGGAGGGGUCGUGGUGGGGCCAGCAAAUCUAAGGCCACAUAGAGGGCCUUGUUUCAAUGCACAAGUUUAUUUGCAAAAUGUGCAGCCCAAUUAAAUUUCCUUCAAUUUUUGCCGUCAUCGUUUUCAGGUCUUUGGUAUGUAUUACUAAAGUGGGGCCACAUGUUGGAAAUGUUGAUUAAUGCCCGAUACACGUCUCUCACAUCCGGCCAGUGCCCUAAUGACAUCGUCGCAAUGGGUUAAGUGCUCUUGUCACGUCAGCGUGUUAUAUUGUUCAUCAGACCCUGCACGGUCAUUCUCCCUGUGCGAGUGGUAGCGUGGUUUUGUCAUGUAUGUUGAACUUCUUUCACGCCGAACGUAGCUAGCCCUGCUAAUUGGAGGUGUGGGGGAAGGACUACAAACUAAACACACAAAGCAGUUCUGAAGAAAUCAGUUUUCAAUCCAGAUUUUUUUAAAGUGACUAGCAUUCCAGAUGGCCGCAGAAGCGCAUCUGAAAGUGUGCAAUGCAGUCACCAUCUUUGUUCGAUGGUUAGCCGAAAGUCCUUGUGGAUAAUCCUCCGAUUAGCCACGGUUGGCUAACGUUGCAGUGCAAAAGAAGUUCAACUACAUUAAUCAGUGGAAACCUGUGCGUGCUACCGAUUAUUUCACUUCCACUUUUUCACUUAACUCCUAGUUCUUCAAUAGCUACUUUCCUGACAUUUUGUCGGCUAAGUUGGAAACGGUGGACCUGUGUUUAAUAGCAGUAGAUUAAGUGCAUUCAAGAGCAGAUGGAGAUUUUAAUUGUAUUCUGUGAUAUGUUUAAAGAGUAAUGCGGAAUUCAAUUAUCUUCCAUCAUUCAAAGUAUUGAUUUUCAGAGUCGCCCAUAUUUUCCUCCCAUAUCUGAAGAGGCAUUUAACACAUUUAUCACAUUAACCUACAGUGUAAGGGGUAGAAGUUGUUUUAAUAACUACUUGGUAAAAUGAGCUGGUUUUAUCGUAGUAGUUGUUUUUUAAUGUUUUUUUGUUAUUGUAGAUUAGUGCGGGAGGAGGGGUUGGUGCUUUUGAAUGUUUACUAAUUUAGAUGCUUUGCUGUUGUCAUGUGUAGUCACGCCAGGUAGAUUUUGUUUUGCCUCGUGAGAAAUCCAGAGAUAUGGGUGACUUGUAUUUGCGAGAUUGGACCUGGGCUCACGGUAAUUACAAAACAAAUUAACUUGGGCACAGAAAUUAAAUGUCUAAAUGCAACUGUUCACGUGGGAAAUUCAAAGUUGUUGUGUCCAAACGUCAAUGUAUUUACGAAUAAAUUCCUUCGAAUGCAA
Lethenteron reissneri (Far Eastern brook lamprey) is the source of this 2809-nucleotide messenger RNA. RefSeq names its product DBIRD complex subunit ZNF326-like. Gene Ontology annotation, biological process: regulation of DNA-templated transcription elongation. Gene Ontology annotation, cellular component: nucleus; DBIRD complex. The record is from RefSeq and is a predicted model, not a curated record. Lineage: Eukaryota; Metazoa; Chordata; Hyperoartia; Petromyzontiformes; Petromyzontidae. Gene Ontology annotation, molecular function: DNA binding.